Fraxinus pennsylvanica is the source of this 870-nucleotide messenger RNA. Lineage: Eukaryota; Viridiplantae; Streptophyta; Magnoliopsida; Lamiales; Oleaceae. The record is from the annotation of a GenBank genome assembly.
AUGUAUGUUGAUUUAUUUCAGAGAACAUAUCACAGUACAAUCCCACCAAAACUUCCACAAUCGGCAAAGCUACCUCUGCCGGGAAAAUACAACAUUUCAAUACCUAGUAAUGUUCCACGAGCCAUAUCAAUCACUGUACCACCACCACCACCAAGUCAUGAAGUUCCAAUCCUAGAUGUAGAUGACACUGUGACUGCCUGUUGGGACUACCAAUUUCUUUUUGUCUCACAACGUGCAGAAGCUGUUGAACCGAUCAAUCUCCGACUAGUUGAGGGUGAAAUACCGCGUGAUUUUCCAUCGGGGGCGUAUUAUCUCACUGGAUUGGGGCUAUUCUCCGAUGAUCAUGGCUCGACUGUACACCCGCUAGAUGGUCAUGGUUAUCUAAGAGCAUUCACCAUUGAUGGAUCAAAAGGGCAAGUCAAGGUCAUGGCUAGGUACAUUCAGACUGAGGCGAAAUCCGAGGAACGUGAUCCUAUGACCGGAAAGUGGCGGUUCACUCACCAGGGACCGUUUUCAGUGUUGAAAGGUGGGAAAAUGGUUGGGAAUACUAAGGUCAUGAAAAAUGUUGCAAAUAUUAGUGUGUUAAGAUGGGGUGGUAGGUGGUUUUGUUUGUGGGACGGUGGCGACCCUUAUGAAAUUGAAUCUAAGAUGUUGGAUACCGUCGGAGAGUUCGAUGUUGUUAAGGAUGAUCAGAAAAAAAAUUCCGGCGACAGAGGGUUUAAGGUUGUUGAUGUUUGGGAUGUUGCUGCAGAAAUUUUAAAGCCAAUACUAUAUGGUAAGCUUGUAAAUAAUCGUGCCAUGGUCGCAUGCCUUACCAUAAAUUAUCCACAAAUUAAAGCAGCCCAUUUGUUGCAGUCUCAUAAAUUAUAA